ACUUUCGAUAAGUUAUUCAAAGAUCCGCAUAUAUGUGGCAGUAGCAUAUUAGACUACGUAUUGUUACCUAGAAGAUAUUUAUUUCAUUGCAUUCUACGUGCAACUGCUGUAUGAAGGCCUACCUAGGCCUAGCAUAGCCUAGCUUCCCCAGCAGGCUACAGUAGCUAGGCCUAGUAGUAUACUAGUAGAUAGCAGCCCACCACCAGUUCUUCUUUUUCUAUGCCUAGUUAGGCUAGACCUAGGCACUGUAGAGGGCAGGAAAGUCUUAUAGUGCUAGUAGUAGGCGUUGUCCUGCCGUUGUGAUACUGUAGACUGCACAGCACUGAACAACAAGCAGUAACUAAAAGGCGUAGACAUAUUGUUGACCCUUUUUCAAUCUAUAAACAUGAUCUCUUCUAAAGUUAUAAACAAUUUUUAUCACAUUUUAAAGAAUGCCAAAAUUCCAUAUCGUCAGUUUAUGGAAAGUAAACAAUGUUUGUCAAGUAAUGCAAGCAGAGAUUCUGAUGCAGCACUAGGUCUAGAAAAAAAGCCAAAGCUAAUGUGCUCCAAUGAAGUCGGUGCGAUUGGCACAAGAAGCGAACUUGGUUUUGAUGAGUUGGAACACUGUUCAGAUGAAAGCAAUUCAUGCACUUCUUCCGGUCAUAACAUUGAUUCACAGUACUUUGGAGGUAUUUUGAAUGAUGCAGAGCUAGAAGGAAGUAAUCAGCCACAUAGGCCUAUUCAAUCUACACAGGCACAUGAAUAUGAAAGGAAUUCACCUUGUGAUCCAAAAGAUCUUAGUAAAAUUCAUAGACAGUACUUUUCAUCGACAACUAAAGUGAACAAUUCUCAAGUACAAAAAGAAUAUUUUGGUAACACUAACUGGAUAUAUGAUUCUAUAGAAGAAAUAGAAAGUGAUGCUGAAUUAUCAAAAAUCAAACAAAAUAGUAUCAAACACAAAAUGAUCAAAAUUGAUAAAAGAGAAGACUACUUGCCUAAACAGUUCGAACCUCAUGAAUUUCCAUCUCCACUACAUGAAUCUCGGGAACAUUCUGCAAAAGCAAUGACAGAUUCAUUAGUAAACCUGCGUUCAAAGUUUGAGCAUGUUCAUAACAUUAAUAAGAUGAUAAAUAAAAGAGAUAUUAUUAGAGGAAGGAAAGCAGAAACUCUUCCAAAAUUGCACAACCUUCCUGCCAAUGUUCAAUUGGAAGAGCUUGAACCAAUCAUUGCUGAAACGGUGAAAUUGAUCACAAAACCAAAAAAGAAAAUAAACAAAAAAAAGUUGAACUACUUGAAAUUAUAUGGCACAUCCGAUCCGGAGGCGCCUUUAACGACAAUCCCAUGCUGUGGGUGCGGAGCACUACUACACUGCCAAGAUCCAACUGUUGGUGGCUACCUGGCAAGUGAAAAGUUUAUGAAACUCACUGAAGCAGAGCUUGUGAAAACUCCAUGUCAGCGGUGCACAUUAAUUAUCAAUUACAAUCAUGCCAUUAAUGUCAGUGUAACUGAGGAGGAUUUUCAGAAGAUGUUUCGUAAAAUUCAAGAAAAAUAUGCAUUGAUAUUAGUGAUGGUAGAUCUGCUAGACUUUCCAAUAAGUUUGAUACCCAAUAUGAAAUCUAUGAUCGGUAGGAAUAAAAAGGUAGUAAUCAUUGGUAACAAAGUGGACUUAUUACCAGCAGAUUCGCAUGACUGUCACAAGAGGGUCAUUAAACAACUAAAAAGUACAUGUAUCUCAAACAUGGUUUGCGAGCCAGACCAGAUACUAGAUGUUCUUUUGUUAAGUUCUAAACUGGGCUAUGGUGUUGAAGACUUGAUUACCAAAGUACAGUCUAUGUGGGCUACAAGGGGAGACGUUUAUCUCAUAGGUACAGCAAAUUCUGGAAAAUCAACACUUUUCAAUCGUCUGCUCAAUUCUGACUUCUGCAAGACCAAAGCCAAGUGGUUGUAUAAGAAGGCGACUGUAAGUAAAUGGCCAGGAACCACAUUAAAUUUGCUGAAAUUUCCAAUCUUGAAACCAAACAUCGAACGGAUCAGCAAACGUGAGGCACGAUUACAGGAAGAAAGAGAAAGCAAUGAAUGGGGAAGCAGUAUUAAACGUGAUAAACAAUUUAAUGCCCUUGGUUACUUUCAAGGUCAUGUUGGAAGAAGCUUUGAAUGGGAAUUAUAUGAUGAUCACAGACAGGCUUUCAAUUUGGUUUCUGGCAAUAAAAGACGAUUGCCUAUUAUGCCAUUUAAAUUUGAUCCCCAUGAGUUCAGCGAGGGCAAAUGGUUGUUUGAUACACCAGGCAUUAUAAGGCAAGAACAGGUAUUAUCCAAGUUGACAUCUGAAGAACUGAAACUUACUGUACCCAGCCAGGCUCUCCGACCCAAGACAUUAGUCAUCCGGCCAGGACAAACUGUCUUUCUUGGUGGACUUGGACGUUUGGACUAUCUAGAUGGCAUACAGACAAUAUUUUGCACAAUGUUUGCAGCUCACAUGCUACCAAUCAGAGUGGUAAAUACAGAAAAUGCAGAUGAAUUUUACCUCAAGAAUGUUGGCUAUCCACACUUAAAGGUACCUGCGGGAGGUGCAGAACGUUUAAAGACUCUAGCACUGCUUACUGCUUGUGAUGACAUCACCGUAGAAGGCAUUGAUCAGAAAGAGAGUGCAGCAGACAUCUUGUUUGCCUCUGCAGGUUGGUCAGCUAUUACACCAAAUAAGGGUUUGAAGGCUGUGCUUAGACCCCAUACUAUAGGAGGGGUAGGGUGUGUUGUUCGCACCCCAGCAAUGCUACCGUACAUUGUAAACCUGAGAGGUUCUAGACUAGGAAGGAAUCAACCAUUCUAUCGGGUGAACGUGGAGAAACUCGUACAGUACCAGUGAAUAAACUUCACAGGGUGUUGAUCUUCUACUUUAAAGAGGAAUAUCUACGCUGCUUAAACUGAGAAUAAAAAUCCUUGUCAGAAUCUCAAUACAUGUGGUUCCAGCAGCAUGUCUAAUUCUUCAUGAUCCCAAACUAUAAUGACUUCCUCUUCAGGUUAACAACCAUCUACCUUGGCAUUGGAGUCUCGAUUAGUAAGUAUAUACGUACUGAAAUGCACGCCAACGUGUUUCUAUACUUGGAGUAUGUAUUACACUUUCUUAUCUGAGAUUAAUCAGUGGACCUUUGUAUGUAUUAUACUUUCUUGUCUGAGAUUAAUCAGUGGAUAACUUAAGAUAUUUUGUAUUUUAUCCUAGUAUGUAAGUGUACUGCACUUUCAUAUAUUUUUACUCGAUCAUAGUGCAAUUUUUAUGCAAUGUUUAUCUGUUUUUAUAUUUAUAAUAUUUUAAAUAUCAUUUUACGCAUAGGCUAACUUAUUUAUAUCGUACCCAUAGUAUAGUAUUUUAGUAUGUCACUGGUUUUUUUUUUGUGAACCUUGGAAAACAAAUUUCAUUUGAACUUGAACUUGAGGUCUCAAUUAUUCAUUGCAGUUGCCUUCACAUCCUUCCUUAGGCCUACAGUACUUGUUUGUACACUUCUUCAAUUGAUUCAUCAUUAUCCUCUCUGGUGGGUUAUGCACACUUAAACAAUUUUUUUCAUUUUGCUGUUUGAAUGUCUUAUUUAAUAAUUUAAAAAAAAAAGCAAAGCCUGCAAUGAUCACAUAGCAUACUACUAGAUGUGUUUUGGGAAUUAAAUUCCUAUCAUACUUAAACAACAUAAUUUUUUAGUUGUCUUCUAUUUCUCUUGGUUGUAUAGCGAAGCUCCCAUUUUGAUUUCUACCACUCAUUUUCUUUUUCCCCUUUUUCACAGCUAUCCCAUUUGAGGGUUUUUUUUUUAGUUCAUCUAGAAAUCCCCCACCCAGAGAUUCUCUGUUGAGAAUGUUCUGGUGUUUCUGCUUUAACUGUAUGACAUCUUUACAUUGAAGCCUGAAUAAUUUCUAGCCAUUUUAAAAUUAUCAGGCCUUUGUUAAAUGCGCCCCCAUUUGAACAUUGUCUUUUACCCUUAUUUGUCAUUCGUUGACAUGCUACACCAACAGAUUUGUUGUUGGUAGAGGUUUAUGAUAGGCUUACCUUGCACUUGGUCUGAUGUUGGAAGAGACCUAACAAGCAUUACCACUCCCGACAACUGAUUAUUUCCUAUUUGCCCAUCUGUUCAUUUUCACAAAUGUAGGCUAUAUCAAGGUAGUUUGUUUAACACAUGCAUUUAUUUUGUUUUGGUAAUUUCUGUAGAUGUGAAUGUUGAGUAAAGUUAGGUGAUUUUAAGAGUAUAUGCAGGCAAAAGGAGUAGAAAUGAACAUAGAAUAGACUAAAGUAAACAGGGUAUGUGAAAGAAAUUAGCAAAGCAGGUUGCAUUACAUCGCAAAAAAAACCUCUUAUAUUUUCUAUCUUAUACCAUUUAAUAAUUGAUUGUUUUAUUCACUAAAGUAUUCUUAAAAAUGAAUGAGUUUAAGUGAAAAGUGCUGAAAUACCAUUUUAUGUGUUUCUCUUCAUCAGAAUCAUGCUAUACUUUUGAUGUACAUUUUCUAUUUCCAGUAAAUAGAAACCUAUAAAUUAAAUAAUGUUGCAAUUUAAAGCCCUGAUCUCUACAAGCAAAAUUCGCAUCCCAUUUUAAGUAUUGAUUUAUCCACCUGUCCCUAUUGUUAGAGGGCGACACUAGUCUGUCUGUCAGUAUCCCUUUAAUAUCAUCUAAUUGAAACAGGUUUAACACUUUUCUAUUUUUAUAGUAACUUCUGUACUGCUGAUGUAUUCAAGGCUCAAGUAGUCAAUAAAUUACUGUAUACAAGACUCUCACACUUGUAAAUUUACAUUUAUAUUUUCAAUGUAAAUGACACCACAAGUUAACAAUAUAAUUUCUAUACAGAAGACCACUGAGUUCCUGAGGAUUUGAUUAAGGAUUACUGUCAUAUGAAUAGACAAAUGUUUUAUAUUUCCUGAAUCAUUUUCCUGAAAGCUAUGAAGCUAGUAGUAUUUACUUAUCAAAAGUUUGGCAUUCCACAAAAAUAAUGUGAUAGGUGGUUUGUAUUGCUGGUGUUGUAUGAUAUUGAUCUUGAUCUGUACAUAUGUUGUUAUUUUUUUAUAUUAUAUUAUUUCAACAAUUUUUAGACCAUGUAUGAUUGACUUUGAUUUAAAUGCUUCAUUCAAUAUAUCACAACAAUUUACAAUAAAAUUUAAUAUUAACUAAUUGCUUAUUAUUUUCAUGUUUUUUCAUGUAAUAAUAGGCUUCUGGCCCUUUUACAAACUGAGACAACUCAGUGCAUCAAAAAAGUUACCUCAUACAAAUUUAGAUAGAGUAAAGUAAAAUUAGUGCUUAACAUGAGUGAGCGAAAUUUCUUAAUAGACAGAUUAAUAAUGUAAAAAUGUGAGCUGUACAUUUUUCUGAGGUCUAAGUAUAAUGUACUGUGCUGUCGUUUCCAAAUCAUAUGUGGGUCACACUUCUUUAGUUUCCAUAGACUUGACUAGCAUUUUCCAAGGGCUUGACCAGCUAACUCCCAUUGACCAAGGAAACUCUCAGAUCAUACUGGCAUUGUCCAAAGUACCACGGAGACUAGUUGUCUAGCAUUUCCCAGUGGAACUCACAUACCAUACUGGCAUUGCCCAAUGGACCUUAAAAACUGUUGACUAGCUUCUCCAAGUGAAACCUGCUGAAAACAUUCUCAAUAGAACACGUAGACACUGACUGCGACAAAAAUUUAUGACUAUUCUUGCAUAGUCCAAUGCAGUGGCGUAGAAAAAUAUUUUUCAUUGAGGGGGAUGAUUGGUGUGUCAUAACAGGCGUGGGGGUGGGGGGAACUGCCCCUCCCCUGACGGU
Messenger RNA from Anneissia japonica, 5747 nucleotides. RefSeq names its product nitric oxide-associated protein 1-like. The record is from RefSeq and is a predicted model, not a curated record. The coding region runs from base 386 to 2842 and encodes 818 amino acids. The transcript is spliced from 9 exons. Gene Ontology annotation, molecular function: GTP binding. Lineage: Eukaryota; Metazoa; Echinodermata; Crinoidea; Comatulida; Comatulidae.